ACUAUGAGGUUUAAAAUAAAAGACACACUCAAAACUGGCUGGUUCAUAGCUCAAGCCGCUUUUGAACCCUACAUCGUGGCCUCAGGUGCAUUCUUUAUACCACUAGCACUCGAGCAGCUCGCUAAGGAUAACGCUGCGAGUGACGGACGUAUAGCAUUCCUCGGAUGGAGAGUGGAAAGUGCGAGUUACAGUUUAUACAUCGGUAGUUUGAGCGUCUUCAUCCAAGCUCUAGCUGUCAUUUCCCUGGGUACCGCUGCAGAUAAUGUGACGCACAGACUACACCUUCUUACAACAGCAGCAAUAGUUGGUUCCCUGGCCUGCAUCUCUUUCUACCCACUCACUGGUUUAUUCUGGCCAAUAGCAUCAGUAAUCGCCAUCUUAACACAGACAUCCUACGGAAUUGGUGGCGUUUGUCUAAACUCAUACCUUCCUUAUCUUGCCAAAAGGACAGUCAAAAGAUUAAAAUAUGGUUUAGAUAACGAUUACGCCCCAAUUUUUACUGAUGAACCAGAGGAAGGCGAUGACGUUGAUGAUAACGCUUCAUUCUCACAUUCGGAAACAUCUUCGUCUUCUGGUGACGCCUCUGAUGAAGUAGUUGAUGAGAAGUUCAGUGUACAAACACAAACUGCAAGAUUGUCCGCCUAUGGUCAAGCACUUGGUUAUGCAUCCGGUAUAGCCCUACUCAUAGUCUUACUUAUACCACUUAAUAUUCUUUCAAAAUCACCACAUCCGCCAGAUAAUCCGGUCCCACCUCCAAUUUUCGCGAGGAAGAUAUUCACAAAGAGAAGUCCUAUUGUCGCUAUACGCGCUUGUAUCACCUUUACAGGUGUUUUAUGGGCUCUGUUGGCUAUCCCUGCCAUCACACUCAUACGGAAAGAUACGCCAACGAAGCAGGAGAACGAGAAUCAGUUAUCAUAUUCUCAAGCAAUUAAGGAAGCUUGGAAGAGAUUAUAUCAUACUUUCCAAGUUCGUGAGAUUAAGCAAUUGCAAUCUACCUAUUGGUUCCUUUUAGCAUGGGCACUGCUUUCAGACGGAUUCGCUACUAUAACAUCGACUGCUAUUCUUUUCGCUAAAACACAACUUCACAUGGAUAGUCAGCAAUUGUUAGCAAUAACAGUACUUUCACCGCUCGCUGGCGCAUUAGGGUCAAUGAGUUCUCCAUACAUACAAAAGCAACUCAAAUGGUCAAAUCAUCGCUCUCUGGUCGCUAUAGUCUUGGCUGGUCUCUUUGUUCCAUUUUAUGGCUUAUUAGGCUUCUUGCCGUUUUUCAAAAAUAUCGGGUUCGGAGGUUUCACAACGCCUGAAGAAAUGUUCGGAUUUGCAAUAUACUUUGGUGCAAUAUAUGGUGCUUUCCAAUCAUACGCUAGGACUGUGUUUAGUGGUCUAAUUCCACCCGGUCAAGAAGCACAUUGGUUUAGCAUUUAUGCAAUUUCUUCAAAAUCUACUUCAUUUAUCGGUAGUUUACUAGUUGGUCUUUUAGCUGAUAAAUCUAGCAAUAUUCGUUCUGGUUUCUUGGCCAUUGCUGUACUUUUCCUAAUACCUCUACCAGUUCUCAUUUCGAAAAUACGUCCUGCACAAGGAUACGUUGACGCAAGGAUUUACGCACAAGCUAGAUCAUGAAGACUACACAAAUUUACGUCUUUUUUAUGACAUUUUAACGAUUGUAUUUACUUGUUUCAUGUUGUUCAUUAUACGGGUAA
Messenger RNA from Wallemia mellicola CBS 633.66, 1700 nucleotides. RefSeq lists its product as hypothetical. Gene Ontology annotation, biological process: amino acid transmembrane export from vacuole. The record is from RefSeq and is a predicted model, not a curated record. The coding region runs from base 4 to 1620 and encodes 538 amino acids. The transcript is spliced from 6 exons. Lineage: Eukaryota; Fungi; Basidiomycota; Wallemiomycetes; Wallemiales; Wallemiaceae.